AACUGGACCUUACAUAAAGCCAAAAUACAAUUCGUGGUUUGUAAAGUGUCGAAAAAUUAGCGGAUAUUUCUGUCGUUGAACAAGAUAGUCCGAGACAUGGGGAAGGUCGUGUUCGAGAGGAGGGACGGAACAAGUGUCUGUGUACAAUAUGGCGGCGCCCGGGGCCUUAACUGUCGUGAAAAUCGCCAGGAAGUAGCCCGUAAACGGAAGCCGCGCGGUGUCGCAGCGAGCCGCGGAUCCCCGCUCCGAAGGAUGUGAUCCGAGGAAGAAGAAGAAGAAGGCCGAGUCCAGGCCAGACGAGCCUUUUUCAACACUGCCACGAGGAAUUACCGAUUACCAAACUUCCUCGGGUUAGUAUCGUGAUCAUCUUCGUGGCUACGCCGACGAUGGAGCCCAGGGAACGAUACCAAGAGCUCUGCAGACUUUGCGCAUCCUACGACGCCGUCAAGAUGGACAUCUUCGGUCAAGAGGGCAAGAACAGACAGCUAGUUGACAAGAUACAAGCUUGUCUACCGUUUAAGAUUGCUGAAAAUGAUCGAUUGCCAAAAUGUCUAUGUUACCGGUGUAUGUACAAUUUGGAAAAUUUCUAUGACUUUAGGACAGCAUGUGUCAAUGCAGUGGCUCUCUUGGAAAGAUGCUUACCACCUUCAGAAUCGAAUGGAAAUGUUACAACCACCUUGAUGUGUUGUAAUGACUUAGAGCUGUACAAAGGAAAAGAAAGCAUACCAGUUCUAAUUCCAGAAGCUCCUAUUGUAAAUCCAAAUGCUGCUUUAGGCACGCCACCCAGAUUAAAUUCUGAUGGAGAGGCAGACCAUGAACCUGAAGAAACUGUCGAUAAUAGUGCUACAGACGAAGCAACAAUGGUGGAUGAUGAGUUUGAAGAUCAUCGUUCAGAGGAGUAUGAAAUGGAUAUGGAAACAAAUCCAAGUGAUUUUUUAGAAAUGACUUCAAUGGUUACUGAAGAACCUGAAGAAUCUAUAUUGAGAUAUCAGGAACUUCCUAAUAAUUUGCCAGAGCACACGUCUCAGCAACACGAAGUUUACGUUUGUUCCUUAUGUAACAAAGCAUUUAGUUCGAAAGGCCAUUUAUCAUUGCAUGCACGUAUUCACGUAGGAGCCGGUGAUGUUAUUGGCGAAAAAGUUCUUACGGAUGAUCAUACAUCCUACAAGAGGCCAUACCAAUGUGAUCUUUGUCAUAAAUCAUAUUCAACUGCUAAGCAUCGUUGGGGCCAUGUUUCUACAACUCAUAGAGGUCACCCUGCAGUGACAUGUGGCUAUUGUUCACGGAUCUACUCAACUCGAACAAAUUUAGAAGAACAUAUAAAAUCGCGUCACGCUGGUCUUCCAGCACCCGCAGGGGUUCCAGUGAGCAAUUCCUAUCGUCCGGAGAAUAGAUGCCAGUGUAAUGUUUGCGGGAAAAUUUGUACAGAUGCCAUGGAAUUGAAUCUUCAUGGUAGAAUUUGCACUGAAGUACAAAAUCUACCAGGGAGAAAUGAUAGCAGGGAUAAUAAAAUCGUCGAUACUUCUGAAACAUCCAGCAUUGGUAGUGAUGAUGAUAGCAAAGAUUAUAGAACCGCAGAAGCAAAAUUAGCUAAUAAUCCUCAAUUAACUAUUUUGAAACAAGCAUUAACAAAAGGAGAUAGCCUUAAAAGAGAUUUUGAAGAUAAAUUUACAGCAAAUUGUAAACCACAGAAGUUACCUAAGACAGAAACCACGGAUAUGCAGAGUAGUAAAAAAUGGUAUUGUGGAUGUUGUCCUCAGUCGUUUACCUCAGUUGAGGAUUUAAAAGAACACGAAGGGAUUCACGAUGCUGACAAGCCUUUUAUUUGUAUUCUUUGUAACAAAGAUUUCGUUCUUAAGUCUUCCUUGAGCAAACAUAUUCAGAUGUUACACGGUGUUGAUCCAUAUCCUUUAGUUGAAAGUGAUAAGUGUCUGAAAAAAGUAGUUUCUCAAAGCUGGCAUGAAUCUAUAGAUAUUGAUUUAUACGAGGGUAAAACUUCUUCUGAAUUUCCUUUAUCACCAGAGGCAAACGAAGAAGAGGACCGUGAAAGUGGGCAAGAAAACCUUAUUGAAAUUGAAACUGUAUUCGUAUGUGAAAUCUGUACUCGUGAUUUUAAUGAUCGCGCAUCUCUUUGGCUUCAUAUUCGAGCUACUCAUAAAGAGUUCGCGGCAUUUGCUUGUGGUGUUUGUCUAAAAAUUUGUGCAGACAAUACGCAGCUUUUGAAUCAUGUGAAUAUGUAUCAUGGCGGUUCGAAGUUACUACUAUCCGAACAAAGAAGAUACAGUUGCACCAUCUGUGGCAGGCAACAUGAUUCGAGAAAAAAAUUAAUUGCCCACGUAUCUAUACAUAACGUCGAUCCAAAUUUCGACCCAGCAAACUUUGUACAAUUAAAUAGUAAUUACUACGGAGAAAAUAUGAAUGGCAAUGAAACCACAGAACAAAUGCUUGAUUACGAAGAAGACGGGGACAAAGUGGAUUGUUAUAUUUGCUAUAAAUCAUUCCCUAGCGAAGAUCAUUUGAUACGACAUCAAAGAAAUGCGCACAGGUCUGAGCAAUUAGUGCCAACAGGAGAUCCUUUAAAUUCGUCCAAUUUAAACGGCGGUGGAAAUAGAGCUCAGUAUCAUCUCUUCUUUGUCUGUGAGCUCUGUGGUAGUUCGCAUUCCAGCAAAUGGGAACGUUGGUUACACGUUAGUUCAUCUCAUAGCAAUGAACCAACUAUAAAAUGUGACCGUGAGGAUUGUGGUAAAAUAUUUGCCACUAAGUCUCUCAGAAAUGAUCACAUUCAACAUCAUGCGAUUCAAGGUUCAUCUCCUAACACAUGUGAGAUCUGUGGAAAACUUUGGGGUAGUAGAGUCGAUUACUGGAAACACGUUAUGGGAGUUCAUUCGGACACUGUACCAUUAAUUUGUGGUGUCUGUCUGAAAGUGUUCCCCAAUGUUCUACAAUUGAGUACUCAUGUAAAAUCAAAGCAUUGGCCGUUAACAAAUGGCGACUUCAGUUGCGACAUUUGCGGAAGACCGUAUUCGAACAAAUCAAAAAUGUCUAGGCAUAGAAAGAUUCAUGGGUUCGAAGAAAUUUGUGAUAAUGUAACAGAGAAUAGUGAAAAUAAAAUAGACGGACAAAUCAGGGAAAGCGAAUUAAGCUGUGAACUAUGCGCGGACUUGAAAUUCUCUAAUCUAGAAAAAUUAUGUAAUCAUAGGCGAAUUGUUCACGGACUUUUCCCUUGUGACCUCUGUAACAAAUGUUACGGAAGAACUUCUCAUUUAUGGAAACACGUGAAUAGAGUUCACAAGGGUCACGAAGAUGUAACUUGUCCUUAUUGUUUAAAAACCAGCGCUUCAAAGGAUCAUUUAGCUGCACAUAUUUCUAAAAUUCAUAGAUACGAACCUGAUUCUAGGAAAGACAGAAAAGAUAAUAGACAGUUUAAGACUGAAGAAGUUAGUUUGCAUUAUUGUGAAAAAUGUAAUAAAGGAUUCCAUAAACGAUACCUUCUGCGCAGACAUAUGAAAGGAUGUCAGAAUUAUAGAAAAGAUCCUGGAGCUCUUUUAACUAGAUGCAGAGCUUGCGAAAGAAUAUUUAAGGAUCGUGCCAGUUUGCAGAAACAUAUUGAGAAUCAUCAUAGCACGUACACGUGUCAUCUAUGCAACGAGACGAUUACUUCGAAACUAGGAAUUAUGACGCAUAACAGAGUGAAACACAUGGAUCAUCCAGAUUUAACUUGCAAUUUUGGUUCUUGUAGGAAAUUGUUCAGAACUAAGGAAGAUUUGGAAGCUCAUAGAAAAGAUCAUAGGUACCAUACAACGCCAAAUGUUUGCGACUUUUGUGGUGACACUGUCGAGAACAAACUCAAGCUAAAAAUGCACGUAUUAUCGCUUCAUCGCAAUGAAAUCGGUGUAUCGUGUGGAGUUUGUUUAAUUCCAAUGAAAGAUCCAAAGGAGCUUAAAAGUCACGUAGAAGAAGUUCAUUCCAGUGUUCUAUCAAGACCUAACACAUGUCAAGUCUGUGGAAAACAAUAUGCAUCAAAAUGGAAAGCUUUUGAUCAUACUAAAAAGUGUCAUGGAAAAGUGUUCAGGACUUGUAAACAAUGUUUGGCUGUUUUCACCGAAGAUUCUGCUAUAAGAGAUCACUAUGAAAGAGUGCAUAAUAUUUCAAAAGACCAGUUCGCUGCAUUUGAAUACAGGUUGGACAUUGGUUCAAAGACUGAAGAAUUUGAAUUAGAGUCUCCUGACGUGAUAGUUAAAGAGGAACCAGAGGAUUUAGAGUAUGAUGUUGAUCCUUGUGACGAAGAUUCUAACGACUCAAAAAGAAGGAGAUCAUUAACAGAUACUUUUGAUUGCGAAAUGUGCCCCGAAAUGUUUGUGAGCAGCGAUGCUCUUUCCAAACAUUAUCGUAAUAUGCACAACACGGAUCCAGAAAGAAUGUUCAAGAGAUUAAAACAAGAUGAACAGCGAAGGAUGCGUGGAAGAAUGAAUUUCUCUUGUAAGAAUUGCAAGAGGCAAUUCUGCACCAAAACAUUGUAUUGGAGUCACGUUGCAAAUUGUAGAAGAAGUGCUAUACGAAAAGAAGAAGAAUUAUUGCCUAUGCGUAAUAAUAUGUUAAAUACCAUUGGUAAUGGAGAAGAAAUAUUAAAAAAUAAUCAUCAAAUUAAAAAAGAGGAACCUACAACAAAUUUGAAUAUUCCUGACUUUAAUCUCUUCGAAGAUAUAAAUCUUCAGUUAUCGGGACAGAGACCGCUUCCAAACCUUAUGCCACUUAAUCAACGAGCAAAGUCCACGAUGAAGUGUUCAAGGAAGGAUUCUAGGAAGGUUUAUGAUGAAUCUACAAACACAGAAUGUACUUGUGAAGUUUGUGGAAAACAGUGGCCAGCAAAGAAACAUUUAUGGCAACAUUUGAUUCGUUUCCAUCGAGCAGAAGCUGCAGUUACUUGCGGGGUGUGUUUGAAGCUCUGUAAAGAUUACGAUGAUCUGGCAAACCAUUUAAAGGCUACUCAUGAAGCAAUUCUUUCAUGUGAAGGAAAUAAUUUCACGUGUAAAACUUGUGGAAGGUAUCACAACGCCCGUAGUAAAUUACUACUACAUACAAGCAUUCAUUUGGGACAUACAGCCAAUAGUACUUGGUGUUCAAAAUGUAAAAAGAACAUAACUGAUGAAGCUGCUCAUGCAAAUGUCUGUUCUGGAAAGGUAGAGCAAGAAGAAGAACAAUUAAAGAACGAUGAAAAGGCAGAAGUAAGUCAUGGAAGUCUGAUGGCAGAUGAUACAAUGAUUGAAGUAGAAGAAGGAGAUUUUGAAUCUGAAGUUGAAGAAGCAGAUACAGAAGAAUCAGAAAGUGGUAGUAGUACCGAAGUUGAAGAAGAAAAUGAAUCGGAAGGUGAAUCUAGAGCCACUGGAGAAAUUACUUACAACUCGGAAAGUGAAGAUUCUGAAGAAUUGGAUAAUUUAGAUAUCGAGGAAAAGAAUAUACAGCGCUAUACUUUGGAACGUCUUCAGGAAACCCAAAAUACAGAAACGAGAAAGAAUACACGUUUAUCAGACGAUGAUGGACCUCCAGUUCUCAGUCCCAUGAUGCCUUUACUUCAUGAAAAUAUGUCCGCGGAACAAUCGGCGAGCCACAAAUUUGGUUCUGUAUUGCCUCUAAGUGAAAAAGAAAUAAAAGUACGCGAUUUAUCUGAAAUUCAAAAUGGAUCUUCACCGAAAUCAGUUAAUUUAUAUGAAAAAGAGCUACCUGACAAUCCAACUUUGGAUUAUGUUUCUAAUACAUUUAUUAAUAGAGGUGAUGGAGAUUUUGAAAAUACGAAAGUUGAGUUUGAUGAAAAUUCUGCUGAAGAAAAUGACGAGCAAGAAGAGAAUGACGAAGAAAAUGAUGAGCAGGAAGAAAAUGACGAGGAAAAUGAUGAAAUUGAAGACAGUAGAGAGAAUGAAGAAUACGAAGAAAAUGAGGAAUUUGAUGGAAAUGAAGAAAUGUACGAACACGAAGAAAACGAAGACAAUGAAGAGAACGACAUUGAGUUACACGAUGAAAAUGAAGACAAUGAAAAGAACGAUAUUGAGUUACAUGAAGAAAAUGAAGACAAUGAAGAGAACGAUAUUGAGUUACAUGAAGUAACUGAAGAGAAUGACGGGAACGAAGAGAGUGAAGGAAGCGAGGAAGAAAAUGAAGAGCAUGAAGACGAUGAAGAAAGGGAGGAUAAUAUACAGUUGGACGAUUUAGAGGGUGCUGUGUUAAUGGUAGCUGAAGGAGAUCAAAUACUGAUUCAACAAGACAUGUUAGAAGAUGAAAAUGAAAAUUCAAAACAAGAAUAUGUCUAUUCUACGCUUAGGUACAGUUCAGAAGAGGACAGUGACGAUGCAAGGAAAUGAGUGCCAAAUCGAGAUUAUUAUUUGAAGAAAUGUAAGGUGAGACAGAGUUAUUAGACAUUGUUUCAAGAAUUAAGAAUACGUGGAAAUGAAGUCAAUGUGAAUUGAAAUCCGCAUGUAAAAAAUUAAGAAAAGAAACAGAUAAUAUUAAAUACUAGAUAUAAAUUUUGUGAAGUAAGAUAUUUUAUGAUAGUAAUUAGUAAUAAAUAUUUGGAUAUGUUAAAAACCAAACAUUUAAUUACCAAAUUAAUUAAGUUAAUUAAAAUAACUCGAAACAUGUCCACGUAUUCCUAAAGAAAACUAUUGAAAAAAGUCGAAGUUUGUAUCGUUAUAUUCUGUAUUAAAUAUACAGAUUUAUUACGUGAUAUGUACCUUGGAAUUUACGUAAAUUCAUACAGAUGACGCGGUAAUUUGUAAAUACGUUAGAUUAAGUACUAAAAUUAGCUUUCGCAAAUUUUAUGAUAGGGGACUGUUUUCUCAUUAUAUCUAAUAGAUGAAAAGGUAUGGAAUGAAUAAAAAGCAGAAAGGAAAGGGUAAAGCGUUAGGUGUACAAAUUAAUUAUGUGCCUUUAGCAUUACGUUAUAUGAUUUUUUAAAAAUAAAUCUUCGAUUAAAAAAGAAAGGCAUUAAAUUAAUUUCUACAACUAAUAAAUUAAAGAUGACCAAAAAAUUAAUGUAAUAUAAUAAAAGGACGGUCCCCAAACCCUUAAGCGAUUUAUUUAAAUUUUUACUAAUUUUGACUUUGUAGGCGCAAAUCCGAGAUGACCUCAAAUUAAUUUGAGGUAAUUCGAUCGGUAUCGAUAUUUCAAAAAUCUUUUCUUAUUUCCUAUAAAUUUUCUCCAACAAGAAAUAGUACAAAGAUAGCAAUAUACAGAAUUUAUCAUAAUAUUAGAUAAAUAAUUAACAUUAUAAAAUGACAAAAAACAUUGAAAUUGUAUUUAAAUUCUAAGCGCAUUUUUUGAUAUCUAGUAUUGAAUAUUCAUUUCGAGGAAUAUAAUAAUGUAUUUGUUAAACUGUUAUACAUAUCUAUGUUGAUGCUCUAUUCUUAUUAUAAUAAUUAUUAUUUUUAUUAUUAAUUAUUUCGGUAUUAUAUUAAUAUCGAUUCGAUUGAAUGUACCGUGGGAAAAUUCGAAAUCAAAGGAUCAAGAAACAGAAGAUUAGUGUAUAUAGUAGUCGUAUAAGUGAUUUUAUGUACAGUUUACAUUAUAAUUAUACGAGACAAAAAACAUAUUUGUAUGGAUGUACGAAGAGAGUAUGAUUACUGUGUGUAAAAAAAAGGCGGCUUCUAUUACUUUUUUACCAUCAUAUAUUUAAAAGCUUAAGGAGAAACUGAUAAUCGCUUCUAUUUUCCACUGAAACUGUACAAUAGUACAAUACUUAACGAAAGAAUUUCAAUAAUAAAAGAAAGGUUUUUUUUAAACGCACUGAACAUCUUAUUUGAUUCAGUUUCUCUAAAAGAGUCGUUUCGUUAUAACCUUAGAAGCCUUAGAGUACACGUAUAACCUAGUGCAGUAAGUAAAACUUUCUUUCAACCACGCUAAUUUUAUUUGGAGUUAUCCUAGUACUGUUAAUAACAUUUAUCAAAGAAACAGGAAAACAAAUCAAAAUGUGAUUUCCAUUUAUCUUUAGACUAGUUAUCAAUGGUACUUCUUUUAAUUUUCCUUCAUUUCCUUUCGUUUAUUUAUUGGGGCAUUCGCUUCCGUUCCAAGCGUGUUAGUGCAUAAGAAAUGAAAAUAGCGAUUCGCAUUUAACGUUUGUAACGAUUACAAUAAAAAAAUUACUAAGUUGAUUAA
Osmia lignaria (orchard mason bee) is the source of this 8145-nucleotide messenger RNA. NCBI's taxonomy places the organism in Eukaryota, Metazoa, Arthropoda, Insecta, Hymenoptera, Megachilidae. The record is from RefSeq and is a predicted model, not a curated record.